Messenger RNA from Psilocybe cubensis, 2223 nucleotides. RefSeq lists its product as uncharacterized. NCBI's taxonomy places the organism in Eukaryota, Fungi, Basidiomycota, Agaricomycetes, Agaricales, Agrocybaceae. Bases 1 to 2223 code for a protein of 740 amino acids. The transcript has 6 exons. The record is from RefSeq and is a predicted model, not a curated record.
AUGUUUGGCAACCUCAAAACCAAACAAACCCAUUACCGCAUUUGGGAGACAAUGACAACUGUUCUUAUUGUGGACCUGCGUCGUCUUGGUGUCACUCUAUUAUCUCCCACCACCUCCACACCUAUAAAACUUCUUCCUGGUGUAUAUACUUCCACAACAAACCCACAGCUUCUUCAUAAUGCCCUGACAUCCUCAGCUUCAAUAACCACCUCUGCAGGCUUUGGCAAUUCGUCUUCAUUAUCCUUGCCACUCAAUCUCGCUUUACAACCUGGCGUAUCGAUUUACUCUGGUCCUCUGUAUUCUGGCCAAGCGGCAUUCACUGCUCUACCAUCUUCGCCCAUCGUUGGCGCAUCGACACCUAUAACGGCGAGAGCCCUCGGACUAGCCACAAAUAUAUGGAUCGCUUUGAGCGCCGGCGAUUCAAACAAUCGGUUUAUCGUGUGGGACCCUGUUCCUGACGUUAAUCAACUACCUUCUGGAUCCCAGGGCACGCUUGCCUUGACAGACAUUCAAUCGACUGCUUGCACCCCUGGUUGUUCAUCUUCAGGGAUUUGUACUGCAUCUGGCUCUUGUCAGUGUGCACCUGGCUUUGGCGGGACCUCAUGUGAAGCAUGUGUCCCAGGCUUCUUUGGACCCAAAUGUCAAGCGUGUCCCAAUAAUUGUGAUACGUGCGACGACGGCAUUACAGGCACUGGCAGGUGUAUCAAGCCCACGUUAACCAACGACCCCGCCAAAUGUAACUGCAAGAAUGGAGUAUGUGGGAGUAAUGGACAAUGUACCUGCAAUGCCGGUUUUACCACAGGUAAUGAUGGUAUUGCUUGCUCCAAGUGCUUGCCUGGAUUUUUCCAGACUUCAGACGGUGAUUGCAAAGCCUGCCAGCUUGGGUGUACUCAAUGCACUGAUGGAACAGGAGCAUGCACCCAGUGUCUUCCCAACUUUGGCCGAGACGGAAACGAUCCCACAAAAUGUACACCACCUACCCAAAUCAACAGCAAUAAUCAAAUCUGUCCGGACGGUAGCUUUGGGAACGGUGCUCAAUGUACUCGAUGCUCUGCUUCAUGUCUCACAUGCACUGGACCAACCGCCAACGAUUGUGUGGUUUGUGCGUCUGGGUUGUAUACCUUGAACGGCCAGUGUGUUUCGGCAGAUAAUAAUGGAGUCUGUGCCGGAACCAAUUUGAUUGCUGAUAACAACAAACAUGAGUGCGACACUUGCGGCGCGGCAUGCACUAAAUGCCAGAUCCCGAACUUCAAUGCUGCCUCAACAGUCGAUCAAUUACAAUGCACAGCUUGCUUGCCGGGUUUCUUUCUUAGCAAUGGGAAAUGCGUGUCGAGUUGUCCCUCUGGCACUACGGUUUCGUCACAAGAUAAUUUGACCUGCAUUGCUUGCGAUUCGUCCUGUAGCACCUGUCUCGGUGUCUGUUUGUCUGAACUUGUUUCACAGACACGCCCUUCGACAGCACCACCCCUUCCGACAGUGACUGGUAUCGAUACGCCAACUACUGUAGUAAAAUCAGGCCGCCUGGAAUGGUGGCAGAUAUUGCUGAUGGCACUAGGCUGCGCAUUCAUCUUCCUCGUUAUCCUUUGGCUAUUCCGUAGGCGACAGAGGAAAAAGCGAGCACAGAAGACGGCGAUAUUUACUGCUGGCCACGUCAGUCGUGGGCCGACGGGAUGGCGAUGGCGUCUCAUUCGGUGGGGAGAGAAGCUGUUCGGACACAGGCGGAGUCGAAAGGCGCCUGGAGCGGCAGGCCCCACAAUCGUACAUCUGGGACCGCUUGAAUAUCAGCCUGAGACUGAGCAGUCGAUGCUGUUAAAAAUGCGCGCUGCGGAGGAAGCGAGGACGGCUUACGAACCUAUUACAUACACCCCACGACCUCCUCAACGACCCCCUCGACCGGCCAGCCAGGAGGUGGACAUGAUCGACCUCAUUGGGUCUUACAACGCGACAAAUGAACCGCGGCAAACGACGUACUUCUUCAAGCAAAACAACAAGAGCUUGGGACACCUGAACGGGCCCCAGCGUGAUCCACGGCAGUCGAUCAGUGACGACAGUAGUAGCCAGUUUUCGGAGCCGUCGAUUUACUCGCAAAUGACGGGAGCGCCGAGGCGGAUGCCAGAACCACGACAGCCGGUGAAGGAACGCAAUACUACGUCUCGCUGGUCUGCGGCGUCGUUUGAUUUGACGGAGCUGAAGAAGAAAUCGAGAAAUCCAUUCUGGAAAUGA